CGCGCGCAGAACGACCCGGGCUCCGUCCCGGGCAUCAGAUCGGGGACGGCGGCGGAGCAUCUCCUUGGCAGGCAGAAGGUCCCGGCUUCAGUCCGUAGCACCUCCAAGGCAAAGGGCCCAGACCACGUGGAAGACGCGGAGAGCCGCUGCCAGUCAGAGCAGGCGAUACUGACCUGGAUGGACCUAUGGUCUGAUUCAAUAAUUUCUGACAUGUUGGCCGCAGAUGAAUUUCUGAGGUCGCCCCCGAGGAAAACAGUUCGAUUUGGUGGGACAUUGACAGAUAUUCUGUUAAAAUAUGAAAAGGGAGAGACAACUGAUUUCGAUUUGUUGAAGCAUCAGCUGUCAGAUCCAGACAUAAAAGAUGACCAGAUUAUUAAUUGGCUGCAUGAGUUCCGGUCUUCUGUUGCGCUGCUGACAAAGGAGUUUGAGCAGCUAGUCAGCAUCUUACUGAAAGUACCAUGGCUCCAAAGAAGCAAAGUUGUGGAGGAAGAAUACUUGGCUUUCUUGAGCAACUUGGUGUCAGCGCAGACCAUCUAUCUUCGGCCGUGCCUCGCUAUGAUCGUCUCACACUUCGUUCCCUCUCGAAUCACCGUUCAAGAGGGUGAUGUGGAAAUUUCAGAUUCAGACGACGACGACGAAAAUGUUACCAGAUCCUUUAACACGUGCCACAGAGCGUUGCAAACAGUUGCCAGAUACGUCCCUUUGACACCCCAAUUUCUUAUGCCAGUGCUAACAGAAAAGUUCCCCUUCGUUAAUAAAUCAGAAAGAACUCUGCAAUGCUAUGUACACAACGUGCUGCGAAUCAGUGGCUACAUCCCAGCGCUGAGGCAUGACAUUUUGGAACUGGUGACUGAAAGGUUGUUAAAGAUUGAUGUGAGUGCCCCGAGAAAAGAUAUUGAAGCUGCUGAAGAAGCUGAAAGUGAUGAAGCCUCCGAGAAAGGACUCUUUGACAUGGAUGAAGAUGAGGAAAGCAGAGAGAAGAAUGACCUGAUGGCUCACCCAAUUGCAGAACGCCUGGACAUACUGAUGAUUGUCUUAUUUUCCUAUAUUAAAGACAUCUGCCACAUAAAUGGCAAGUUUGAUAUUGGGAGGACAAAGGACUUGUAUCGAGAUCUGGUGGCAGUCUUUGAUAAGCUCAUUUUACCUACCCAUGGCUCAUGUCACGUCCAGUUCAUAAUGUUCUACAUCUCUAGCUUCAAACUGGGAAUUGCAGAAGCCUUUGUGGAACACCUUUGGAAGAAGCUACAGAAUCCAAACAAUGCGGCAGUGAUCAGGCAGGCUGCUGGGACCUACAUUGGCAGUUUUUUGGCUCGGGCGAAAUUUAUUCCAGUUGUUACAGUGAAAGCUUGCCUGGAGUUACUUGUCAACUGGCUUCACAAGUACAUUGACAACCAGGGCACUGGGUCCAAAGCGUUUUGUGACAUUGCUGUGCACGGGCCCUUCUACGCCACAUGCCAGGCUGUGUUCUACGUGGUUGUAUUUCGACACAAGCAGAUUUUGGACGGGAACCUGAAGAAAGGUUUGGCAUUCCUGCAGAGCUUAAAUUUUGAACGCAUCGUUAUGUGUCAGUUAAACCCCCUGAAGGUCUGCCUGCCCUCCGUCGUGAACUUCUUUGCUGCUGUUAACAGGAAGUACCAGAUUGCUUUCUGCGACACCAUCAUUGAGAGGAACCGGAGGCAGGUUUUGCCUGUUGUAAGGAGCAGCAAUGGGGGUGACUCUGUAGAGACCUGCACCAAUCCCCUGGACAGCUUCUUCCCUUUUGAUCCUUAUAUUCUCAAAAGAUCAAAGAAUAUAAUUAACCCUUUAUACCAAUUUUGGGAAGAGCAGAAUGCAGAGGAUCUCACAGACUCCGCUGACUCCGUCGCAGAGUGCAAAGGUGAAGAGGAAGAUGACUUCUUGAAAGGCGAAACUCCUCAAAAUGACGGUCUGAUUGGCAUAUCUCCGGGCUCUUUUGAUCCAGCUCUUCAAAGCCCGAACAGUUCAGUAGGUUCCCCCCAAGUAACUUCUCUGCAGCAGCAGCUCUGAUCUCCAGAAUCAAGGGGACAAAGUGGUUUUGAGGGCGAGAAAGUGUUUUAUGAAGAUCUCUUGGUCCAUUUCUUGACCUGCCGAUUUUCUUCAGUGCCAUUUUGGUAGCAAAAUGUAUGCAGGAGCGUGGGUAUUGUCCUACGAAGCACAAUGCAUCUGAACUCUGACCGAACUUAAGUUGUCUUCUACGCUGCAGCGAAGAAAUUGUGGGGAGCAGCACUUUGACAGCUUUUCCUGUGUUUUGUUCUUGUGUUUUGGAAUGCUUAUUCUGAUGCAUAAAUUAGACCCGGAUUAUGCUUUAGAGAACAUCAUGACUUGUCUCACGUGCCCCGCUGGGAUUUCAGGUCCCUCCCCACCUGCAGUGCAGUUUCAAAAGCAACAUUGCUUUUGCUUUCAGUUACAGCUGGCUACAUUCAACUCCUUGUGUGUAUCUCGAAGAGUUUUGGGAUUAUUGUCCCCCCUUAAUAGAAGUCUGAGCCCACAAUGAAUAUUGGAAAGCUAUAGAUCUGGUGUCAUUAUUGGUCUCAGCUGAGUCCAAAUGCCGAAUCCUAAAGUUUCUAGCAAUGGCAGAGUAAAUUAUAGUUUAUGCCAUGGCUGCUAAAGCCAAUCUGGAGUCUGGCAAGCGGAGAAGAGACGUCCAGAUUUUGCUGCAUUUGUUGAGAGUCCUGGGCUCAUAGAAGAGGACCUGGGGUGUGCUUGCUAUUUCAUUCUGAUCUGUUACUUCUCCAGAUAAUUCUGCCUCAAAAAAGUUAACUGAUUUUUAAGGGAAAUCAUUAAAGGUAGCUCUUCAGAAAAUACAAAUGCAAACUCCAGUUUUGAAUAUUGUUUUGUUCUUACCUGCUGUGAUUGGUUCCUUGUCCAAUUACUUUUUAUUGUAUUUUUUGUAUAUUUUGGGUUGAAAUUGGUUUUUUUUUUCCAGUGUGGUGUCUUUAAAAAAAAUGUAAAAUGGAGUAAAAACUAAAAGACA
This is a messenger RNA of Eublepharis macularius, 2992 nucleotides long. It is a transcript of the gene RRN3, whose product is annotated as RRN3 homolog, RNA polymerase I transcription factor. The transcript is spliced from 18 exons. Gene Ontology annotation, cellular component: nucleus. Gene Ontology annotation, biological process: transcription initiation at RNA polymerase I promoter. The record is from RefSeq and is a predicted model, not a curated record. Gene Ontology annotation, molecular function: RNA polymerase I general transcription initiation factor activity; RNA polymerase I core binding. Lineage: Eukaryota; Metazoa; Chordata; Lepidosauria; Squamata; Eublepharidae. The coding region runs from base 178 to 2025 and encodes 615 amino acids.